Orbilia oligospora ATCC 24927 is the source of this 639-nucleotide messenger RNA. RefSeq lists its product as uncharacterized. The transcript has 3 exons. The record is from RefSeq and is a predicted model, not a curated record. Lineage: Eukaryota; Fungi; Ascomycota; Orbiliomycetes; Orbiliales; Orbiliaceae. The coding region runs from base 1 to 639 and encodes 212 amino acids.
AUGGACGUCGAUGAUGAUAGCCAAACUGAGGGCGCUUCAUCGCGCCCGCCGAAAGCGAAAAAAGUAGACCAGCGAAAACAAAGAAUGAUGGAAUCGAAACGACUGCUCAUACGUCUUGCAAAGGAUCAGCUCGGCCAGAAAUUUAUUCUUAGCCAAAUAACUCAUUCUAUACGAAAUCCAGCGGCUAGUAUUCAAUUUAUAUACAAAGGACCCAAUAAACACGAAUACCCGAGUGUUUCGCUCUCAACAAUUUCAGCAGAAAAUCGUAAUCUUAUCAAACGAGCUAUUGAUCGCAACUUUCUUACAGCUGUUUUGAUGGAGCCAUCUGAUGAUGGUACCGGUAGCGCGAAAAUGCGAUCAGUAUCUCCUCCAACGAGUUCAACAUCAGUUAUUUUGGCGUCGGCAACUGCCGCCGAGACUGAAGAUUUCGUAACUUUCAAAGUUCCGCGAAGAUAUAUUCCAAGCUUUGAGCAUGAUGGCGAUGUGGCGGAUACAGGGCCGCGAGUUGAGAACGUGUGGCAGGAUGAACUAAUCGAAGAGCAGCGUAGACAAAUUGUUGAAAAGGACAAGAGAAUUAUAGAACUUUACCAAGAGUGCGGGAGACUGAAUUUUGAACUUUCCUUGUUGCGGAGGAAAUGA